UCAAGAAGCAAUAGCGUUUUUUUUCAAGAACACGUUUUAUUGUGACGGUCAACACAUUUCUUAAUAUUUUCAGUCUACUCAAAAAUAUAUUUUUAAACUAAUUGUUCCAGUUUGAUUAAUUAUUAUGAUGAUAAUAAGUACUCUUCGUGUUCCUUUAAUAGCAUCACUUAUUUUUUUAUCUUUUAAAAACUUAAUUGAAGCUAAAUCGAUAAACUUUCCAGAAAAUAAAGAGAAUUAUAAUAAUAAGAGCCAUACAAUUCCAAAGAGAGUAUCAAUACCUGUCCAUUAUGUCAGUGGAAGCCACUAUGAAGUUGGGUAUAGCGUGGGACGUACUUAUGGUCAAAUGAUAAAAGAUUUUUUAAAAAUAUACAGCCCACUACAUGAUUAUUUAAAAUUGUUGGAGAAACCUGAAGGCCGUAUUAUAUAUGAGGAAAGCUUAAAAGCAACAGAAAAAUAUUUUCCGCAGUAUGUUACUGAAUUGCAAGGAGUGGCUGAUGGUGCAAAAGUUUCUUUUGAAGAGCUUUUCUUAAUGGCUUUGGACGACACAUUACCGAUGAACAUCAAUAAAGAACACAUUGAUAGGGGACCUGUUGGAUGUAGUUCACUUUUAGUAAACCAGCCAAAUGGUCAAUUCUUGGGACACACUGAAGACGCAUUGGCUUCAACGGAGGACAAUUAUUAUAUUAUAGCUGCACAUAUAAUACCCAACAAAUAUGAAUCAGGAGGUGUUUUCAAGGCUAGGGAAGAAAAAUUUGAGGCGCUAGCUUAUGCAGGACACUUACCUGGAUAUGCAAGUGGAUAUAACUACCAUGGCGUAGUGUUUUCUAUCAACACUAUUUUUGUAACAAAACCUCUUAGAGGUCGCAUACCUCGAGAGUUUAUCACCAGAGCUUUAUUGUCAUCCAGGGCUAAUAUGACUGAAAUUAUUGAAAUAUUAACCAAUGAAGGAGUAGGUACGGCAGAUGCAUUCCAUGUAAAUUUAGCGUUCUUAAACGUACCGAAAGAAUCUCGUAUAUUUCACUCAAUUGAAGUUUCCCCAAAUAGUAAUAAAUUUCAAUCGGAGGUGUUCACUGCUGACUUUAGUUUUGGAACCAAUUCUUUUCAUGCUAACAGGUUUCUUCAUUUGAAGUACUCAGAAAGUGAUGAUGAACUCUCUUAUGGUAGCAGUGUUAAAAGGGAAGAACGUUAUAAGCAGCUAACUGAAAACAAUACUGUAUCUAGUUUGAACGAUGUACUUAAUGUGCUAGGAAAUGAAGAUGAUGGCAAGAGUAGCAUUUUUAGAAAUAUUCCCGAUGAAUUGGUGAAAACAAUUCACUUGGGUGUUUUUGACUUAAAUAAAAAAGUCUGGAUGAUGUGGACCAAAAAUCCAAUUCACAAUCCACCGUUGGUACAAUUAUCACUCACAUUUAAUGAUUUACUCAGUUUACCAAUAAGAAAAGAUAUAGAAUCUAAUAAUAUAAAUGACACUACAAAUUAAUUAAUAAUUUAAAUUUGGAUUAACAUUAAUUAGUCAUUUAAGAAUUAUAUAAUUCUCAAUAAAAUUUAAUAGUUUAAGUUUAAUAAUUUUAAUUAAUUAUUAAUUAGAAUGAUUAAAUGAUUUAUUUAUGAAUUUAAAAUAAAUACAUUUACACGUAUGUAUAGUGGACAAUUAAAAAUUAAAUAAUUAUUGUAAAUUAAUAACAUUUAUUUUAUUAUUUUCAACAGUGGCGUGCCCAUGAAUUUUAAAUGGGGAGGGAUGUCAUAACUAAUAGUUAUUAAUACAACUAAAUAUAUUUAAUGAGGGCGAAAGAAUUAGAAAAAGACUAAUAAGGGGGCUUUAGAGGUCAAGCCUCAUUAAAAUAUUUAUUAAUAUUUUGUGUUUUGUAUAAUAUGAUGUAUUAUUGUUAUACAAAUAUACAAUGUAAUAGUUACAACUUUAUUCAAUUAUUGCUGUUAGGUACUCGAUGCUAGAAAAAAAAAACGCGAUGAGGAGGGAUAUGACCCCUCACCUCGCCCCUCUGGGCACGCCACUGAUUUUCAAUAAUUUACAAUAUUUUAGUAAAAUAAAAAAAUUUAUUUUAUUUUAUUAAAUUAAUAUUUUACUUCAAGAUUUACUUUUUGAGUUUUGAUAUGCCAACUUAAGUUUUGUGAUUGCUGUAUUUGUUUUUUUAAUCUUAAACUCAGUCUUUACUUUUAUUAAACAGUAAAUAUUUUUAAGAGGUUAUUAAAAAAA
This is a messenger RNA of Daktulosphaira vitifoliae (grape phylloxera), 2212 nucleotides long. RefSeq lists its product as uncharacterized. The record is from RefSeq and is a predicted model, not a curated record. The coding region runs from base 125 to 1477 and encodes 450 amino acids. The transcript has 8 exons. NCBI's taxonomy places the organism in Eukaryota, Metazoa, Arthropoda, Insecta, Hemiptera, Phylloxeridae.